AUGGUGUUUCCGUUUGGCCUGCAGACCAUCUUGAUUCAGAACAUUUACCGGAAUCCGCAGAACAGCGCUCAGACGGCCGACGCUUCUCGAUGCGCCGUCAGCGACGUGGAAAUGCAGGAGCAUUACGAUGAGUUCUUUGAGGAGGUAUUCACAGAGAUGGAGGAGAAGUACGGAGAGGUGGAAGAGAUGAACGUUUGCGAUAACUUGGGGGACCACCUUGUGGGCAAUGUCUAUGUGAAGUUUCGCCGCGAGGAGGAUGCAGAGAAAGCAGUUAUGGACUUGAACAACCGCUGGUUCAACGCCCAGCCCAUCCACGCGGAGCUCUCCCCCGUCACUGACUUCAGGGAAGCCUGCUGCCGCCAGUAUGAAAUGGGAGAGUGCACCCGAGGGGGCUUCUGCAACUUCAUGCACCUGAAGCCCAUCUCGCGGGAGCUCCGCAGAGAGCUGUACGGGCGCCGCAGGAAAAGGCACCGCUCUCGCUCGCGCUCCAGGGAACGGCGCUCCCGCUCCAGGGAUCGGCGACGGGACCGCGAAAGGCGGAGGUCGAGGGACCGAGAGCGCUCUGGAAGAUUCUGA
Menidia menidia (Atlantic silverside) is the source of this 576-nucleotide messenger RNA. Lineage: Eukaryota; Metazoa; Chordata; Actinopteri; Atheriniformes; Atherinopsidae. The record is from the annotation of a GenBank genome assembly.